This is a messenger RNA of Cucumis melo (muskmelon), 901 nucleotides long. RefSeq lists its product as uncharacterized. The record is from RefSeq and is a predicted model, not a curated record. The coding region runs from base 107 to 649 and encodes 180 amino acids. Lineage: Eukaryota; Viridiplantae; Streptophyta; Magnoliopsida; Cucurbitales; Cucurbitaceae. The transcript has a single exon.
UCUUGGGCUCUAUUUAACCCUUCUCUUCCUCCACUCUCUCUCCUCAUCUUUUUUCUUCUCUAUUCAAAUCAAUUCCUCUUUGUUUUACACACAACGAAACACACAAAUGGCAUCAAAACGCCAGAGAAGCGAUGCAGAAACCGAGGAUGUGAGGGAAGGAGAAGAACUCAAACGCCAAAAGUCCUACAAUCAAAUCCUAUCCCUUUUAGAAGAACAAGAAGAACAAGAAGAAGAAAUUAUUGAUGAUUUAUCCUCAAUCAUCACCACCCUCCAACAAGAAAUCUCUUCUCCAAUCAUCCAACAAACACAAACAACACAGACUGGACUUACACACUCUGUUUCUGUUUCUCUACAAGAUUGUUCUUCAUCAUCAUCUUCUUCUUCUUCUUCUUCUUCUUCUUCUUCUUCGUCUGUAGCUAAUUCCCCUAAAUGUAUUAUCAACAAGGAGGAAUUAGAAGAAGAUGGUGAAAGAGAAAAAGUUAUGAGACACCUUCUGGAGGCUUCAGAUGAUGAACUUGGGAUUCCAAAUGGAGAGUUUUUUGUGGGUGAUAAUGGAGUUGAUGGAGUGGCUUUGUGUGAUGCUUUGUGGGAAUUGGAAGAUGAAGCUGCUAAUUACUAUACUUUGUUUCAAUCUCAGCUUUUUAUGUAGCCUUUUUCUUCUUCUAUUAUUUAUGGAAUCAUAUUGUAGGAGUAAAUUAUUCAGUGUUAGAAGAACAAUUCAAAAAAGAAAAAGAAGAGAAAAAAAAAAAAGAACAAGAAAAGGAGAGGAUUAUUAAUCAUAUUGAUUGAAAGAAGGGUUGGAAACUCAUCAUCUCUGUUCUAAGGAAAUGGGAAGAGUAGUCUGAAUUUCAAUCAUCUUAAUUAGAAUGAAAUCAACAGUUUCAACAAUCUCCUUAAUUAA